Molecule: messenger RNA, 1241 nt
Organism: Rhizophagus irregularis DAOM 181602=DAOM 197198
Lineage: Eukaryota; Fungi; Glomeromycota; Glomeromycetes; Glomerales; Glomeraceae
Biological process (GO): protein farnesylation; protein geranylgeranylation
Cellular component (GO): CAAX-protein geranylgeranyltransferase complex; protein farnesyltransferase complex; cytoplasm
Molecular function (GO): protein farnesyltransferase activity; CAAX-protein geranylgeranyltransferase activity
Source: RefSeq, a predicted model, not a curated record
UUCUGACUUGAGACCUAUUCCAAAAGUUAGUAUUAUUCUCCUUUGAAUAAAUACACUUUGCUCAAAUGGCGUUAGAAGCUGAAGUGUGGAGCGACAUUAAACCAAUUCCCCUAGACGAUGGACCUGACCCGUUGGCACCAAUUGCAUACGAUGCUGAAUACUCUGAAGCUAUGGGUUACUUUCGCGCUAUUUCUCAAAGGGAUGAACGUAGUGAAAGAGCUUUAAAACUAACAGAAAGAAUUGUUGAGUAUAACCCUGCUCAUUAUACUAUCUGGCACUAUCGUCAACAAAUUUUAUUCUCUUUGAAUAAAAAUCUAAAUGAGGAAUUGGAUUUUGUAAAGGAACAAAUAGAGAGUAAUCCAAAGAAUUACCAGCUUUGGCAUCAUCGACAAGUUCUUGUGGAAAAACUUAUGGAUGCUUCUUGUGAAUUGCCAUUUAUUAAUGAGAUUUUGAAUGAUGACGCAAAAAAUUAUCAUGCUUGGACUUACAGGCAAUGGAUUAUAAGAACUUUUAAUUUAUGGGAAAAUGAACUUGAUUUUGUCAAUAAAUUAUUGGAUAAAGAUGUUCGAAAUAACUCUGCCUGGAAUCAGAGAUAUUUUACCCUUUUUUUCAAUCCAACUAAACCUACUGAGGAAUUUCUUACUCAAGAAAUUGAAUAUGUGAUUGAAAAAAUUAAAAUGGCUCCAAAUAAUAUAAGCCCAUGGAAUUAUAUUAAAGGCAUUAUCGCAAAGUCUAAUAAAGAUAUUGGUAUUUUGGAAGAAUUAUGUAAAGAGAUCGAAAAACAGGAUAUUAUAUCUCCUCAUGCUAUUGGAUGUCUUGUAGAUAUUUAUGAGAGUCGGGCGCGAAAAGGAUCUGCCACAGAUAAAGAAGAAGGAAUCAGAAUUUGUACACUUUUAGCAGAAAAGCAUGAUGCUAUUCGAAAAAAAUAUUGGGAAUACAGAAAAGUCAUUUUAACAUCACUUUAAUUGGUAUUUGUAGUUGGAUGAUUUUUAUAAUCCGUUAUAUAUUAUAGUAUUUUAAUAAUUCAUCUAUUAGUUAAAACAUUUGGUUACAAGACAGUAUUUUAAUUUUGUCAUCGUAAAGACUUAAACAAUAAAUGAUCGGCCGCGAAGUUCAUGUGAUUCGUACCACAUUCCGUAAUAGGUGAUUACGCAACCCUAAUUUAAAGUAUAAAUAAAUAGAUCCUUGAGAUUUGUAAAAAUAUUUUUUAAAUAAAAAUUUAUUACUUAUAAAUCUUUUAC